This is a messenger RNA of Danio rerio (zebrafish), 1348 nucleotides long. NCBI's taxonomy places the organism in Eukaryota, Metazoa, Chordata, Actinopteri, Cypriniformes, Danionidae. The record is from RefSeq.
GUUCCGGUUGUUCCUGUGUUAUUGUGGCCAUGUGCGAUCUUGUGUACAUAUUCUGACCUGUACGGUACUCUAGAUGACCAGUUUAUGUCCAGUCUAAUAUGACCAGUUUAAUAAAGAGUCCUGUUUAUAUGAGGGUUAGCCUGCUGUCAUGUGUUUGGCUGAGCCGGUUAGCUGAGAACUAACUAGCGUCUGUUUAUGCGGCGAUGGCUGCGGCUCUGAGGCGGCUGGUGAGGCGGGUUUCUCCACAAGCAGCUGAUCGAGACUCUGGUUCCCCCUGAUGAUCUGGACAGCAGAAGCGUCAUCCUGGAGGUCGUAUCAGGACGAACAACCGGAGGAGACAUCUGUCAGCAGUUCACCAGAGAGAUGUUCGACAUGUAUCAGGGCUUUGCUUCUUAUAAAAACUGGGACUUUGAGCUCUUCAAUUACACUCCGGCUGAAUACGGAGGUCUCCAUCACGCCUCCGUGCGUGUCUCUGGCGAGUGUGUUUUCCGCUGGCUGAAGUUUGAGGGUGGCACACACCGAGUGCAGAGGAUCCCUGAAGUGGGUUUAUCGUCCCGCAUGCAGCGCAUUCACACCGGCACCAUGACGGUCAUCGUGCUGCCGCAGAUGGAGGAGGUGGACAUUGAUAUCGCACCUAAAGACCUGCGGAUCGACACCUUCAGAUCUCGCGGUGCCGGCGGUCAACAUGUGAACACCACCGACAGCGCCGUCCGGCUCGUACACCUGCCCACAGAGUUCAUGCGUGGAGCUGAAGGUUUGGAGGAUUUGUUACGGCUCCUGCAGGAGAACCAGGAUAGAGAAGAACUGCUGAAACUGCUGAAGGACAACAGCUGACACACACACACACACACACACACACACACACACACACACACACACACAGAAAGAGACAUUAAACACAGUUCUGAAGCUGCAGUGGGAGCUCAAUGACUUUAUCAUGUGAAAGGGAAAUGUUCAUGUUUCCUCAUGGAGUUACUUGUAUCUUCAGUUGUGAGUGUCCUGGUGCAGUUUGCUGUUACUCAUGUCUCUGAUGGACACAGGAGAUCAUCAUCAAUAUUCAGCUCAUCUGGAGCUGUGGAGUGGCUUCUUCUAUCUCUCGGUUCAUACUUUUAGUUCAUGCAGCCACUGUAGGUCUACAGGAUGAGUGUCAAUCAGACUAAUAGAUAUAUAUAAUUUACUUUAUUUUCAACUUAUUUAAAUCUCUUUCUGUGUCCUCGUUUGGACCUGUACGUAUUCAAAUAUAUCACAGAAUAAGUGAUCAAAUUGAAUGUGAUUCUGUUCAAAAUGAUGAAGAACGUCUUGUCUACAGUGUAGAAUCUGCUGGUCUGAAGGAUAAAGAGUUCAGAUG